AUGAUGUGCCGCACCAGCUUUCUCGCCGAGGCAGUUCUCGUGUUCGUCUUGAGCGCCCAAGCUGCAGCGUGGUCCAAGGAUAAAUGGGUGGAGGCAUUCGGGAGCAAGACGGGCUUCAGCAAGGCUUACCCUGCCUGGUUACAGGGUGUCUCCACAGAAGGGGACGGCUACUGCAACGUGGCUGCUGAUUACGGAUGUGUCGUCGGCGUUGGCGAGGGCAUUUGCUAUAUCCUUGUGAACCCGGGCGACUACGCAGUUCCGCUGAGCAGCACCGACUCCGGGUAUAAGGUCCAGUUCUCUGGGUCCGCCAGGUUCGGGCUGGAGUUGAGGAAAAAGGACCGAGGCACAGCCCAGAACCUCAAGUUCGACCAGAACAUCACGGGGCGCAAGGAGACCGUGGUCCAGGUCGCCCGCGACGACAUGGAACUCGCGAGGCCGUUCGGCCAGGACUUCGCGGCCAUCGGCCCAGAUUGCGGCGCGCGUUGGCGGCGGCGUCCAGCUCUGUUCGCCCCUCCGCUCCGCCGCGAGGCGCCCCUGGCUGACGGCGGCGCGCCGGCCCCUGGCAGGCGGCUGCCCUGGCGCCCGCGUUCGCUGAGCAGCGACCAGCCGCAGGAGGCGCUCGAUGCCAAGUCCCCGAGCAAGGCGCCCGCAGCGAGGGGCGAGGCCGCGGAGCCGGCGCCGCCGGCCAGCGCGCCCGGCCGCGCCGGCGGCGGCUACUUCACGGGCGACGACCCCGCCCCCGAGGAGGAGCCGUUCCCGGCCAGAAGGCUCGCGCUCCUGGCCUUCGGCUGCCUGGCCCUGCUGGCCACCGGCCACGCCACCGGCGCCGUGGAGAAGCUGGACGCGGAGCACAUUGGGAGCAUGGUGCGAGGGGCCGGAGUCUUCGGCUGCCUGGUGGUGGCGGCGGUGAUGUCGCUCGGGGAGCUGGUGCACGUCCCCGCGGGGGACGGUUGGGUCGUCUACGGCGCUUGCAUCAUGAUUUAUGGCAAGGCCGUCGGCUUCUUGGUGGGAUGGUUUGCCGCGAUCACCAGCGUCACGUUCUCCUUCUUCGUGGUUCGGGCGGUUGGCGGUAAGAGCUUCUCGCAGAUCAAGAGCAAGAGGAUUCGGGCUGUCCUGGCCCAGCUGGACAAGAGGCCUUUCACUGUCGUGUUGAUGUUGCGCAUGGUCCUGUUCGCGGCUCCGCUCCUGAACUAUGCGUUGGCGCUGUCUGGCGUCUCCUUUAAGGAUUACUUUCUUGGGUCCGCGAUCGGCAUCAUUCCGCCGAUGGCCAUCAUUGCGGUCACCCUGGACCAGUUCAUGCUGGUCCGCCAGCUCAUGGCGUCGGAGGGCGCGCCGGCCUCGGCGGGGCAGCGGCUGGGCCUCAGGGGCCGCCCACCUGGCAAUCUCGUGGCCUUCGGCAACAUGACCGCUGGGGGCGCAGCUCGCAGGAGCUCCGCCGCCAACGGCGGCUCCUCGGACGGCGCGGCGAAUGCCGAGAGCUCCAGCGCGGCCGCAUUCGUGGCGGCGGCGCUGACCAACAGCACUCCCGCGCCAGCCCUAUCCGAGAGGCUCCGCCAGCAGACUCCCGAGGCCUCCGAGGCGGCGAGCUGGUUGGCCAGCGCCCCAGGCGCCGGGGCGCCUCCGGCGAUCCUGGCGGCGGCGCUGCUCGGCGGCGGCGCGGGCCACGGGGCAUCGGACGCCACGGCCAGGCUGGCGGCGGCGCUGGUCAACGCCAGCUCGGCGGGCUGA
Prorocentrum cordatum is the source of this 1728-nucleotide messenger RNA. Lineage: Eukaryota; Dinophyceae; Prorocentrales; Prorocentraceae. The record is from the annotation of a GenBank genome assembly.